Aureobasidium subglaciale EXF-2481 is the source of this 1599-nucleotide messenger RNA. RefSeq lists its product as uncharacterized. The record is from RefSeq and is a predicted model, not a curated record. The transcript has 2 exons. Bases 1 to 1599 code for a protein of 532 amino acids. NCBI's taxonomy places the organism in Eukaryota, Fungi, Ascomycota, Dothideomycetes, Dothideales, Saccotheciaceae.
AUGGACCCUUCAAAUCACGAGACACUCGAAGCUCAGCAGCUGCACGGCGCACUGCCUGACCAGUUUGAGCAGACUGCGCCGAAUGAUCCACUCUCGCGUAUGCCGCCUCGCUCGUCCGACGCACCCAGACAGCCAUCCACAGCUACUCCUCAAUACCCCUACAACGUGUUUCCACCCAGCUCAUCCACCAACCACCAUUCAUACACGCCUAAUGUCCCACAAUCAGUCACGCAGUCGGCACUUGCUCUCCUAAGCUAUCAGUCUCCGUACAUGUCAAGCCAGGUUGCACAGGGCUUCCACUUCCAGCCUCAGUUGGGCCCUCAUCCUGCGUUCCAGAAAAACGCCCCGACGUCUACAGUCUAUCCUCCUGGUGCAGUACCCAUCGCCUGCCCAUCCGCGCCUCUUCAGAAUGCCGUGGCACCCUCGCCAUUGGGACCAGCUUCGACUUAUGCCAAUCUCGUGCACGCAUUUACGCCUACUGCCAUUCGACGCCCUACGUUUGCGCCACCAGCUCCCACUUCCAUACCCGCCAACCCUGCCCUGGCGCUUAUCAAGCACACGACCGACACAUUCAACGCCGCUGCUACUAAUGAUCCUGUUUAUUACCUCUUGUACCGCCGCUUUCUCGAGGCUCAACCCAAUGUCGCCUAUCCAAAGCUCGUUUACUACCUACGCCUAGGGCUUCAGAUUGGUUGGAUCGGCUUUUUGGGUCGCGAGGGACGUCAGGAGGAAAUUGGCGACACUGAUGCUCUCGUCAAGGAGCGCAAGGACAUGAUCAUAUGGCUAGUGCGCCAGUAUGACGUUAGCCUUAAGCAGAGGGCUGGUCAGUAUCUAAGAGGCCAAUUGGCUAAGUUUGCUCCACUUAGCUUUGAUCCUAAUGAGGUCUCCCCCGUCGCACUCCUUAUAGAUCAUCUUUACGUCCUUGAGACCGAGAUCUUCUAUAAGACUGUGGAGGUUCCUGGGCCAUCUAGGCAGGAGUACCGCAUUCGUGUCGUUACCUACAUCGACAACGACGGAGGCAUGCCUAAGGUACACCAGGACCUCAAUAUCUGGAAGAAGCUAGGGUUUGCUGGUUUGUCGCGUAUGUUGUCUAACGCAACGUCAAACAUCCAGUCUGCCCGGUUUCACUACAACAAUGGCUGGGAGUGUGGCGGCACUAACGGUUAUUGGUUGUACCAGAUCGUUUCGGAGGAACCGGAGGGACCGGAGGAACCUUUAAUGCCGCUGGCAUCCGACGCCGACCUGGGGGAGGUGAAGAAGAUCCUGGCUCAGGGCCAGGGCAUCAUCGUCAGUCACACGCAGCAGUAUGAGAUUUGGGAGAAUCUCAUACUCGCAGACAUGCUGGGACUGACCCUGGAUCGCCCUGGCCAAGCCUGCAAGCCUCUUCCCCCGGGCUACCUCUCCGCCAUCAUGAGGGAGUACCCUAACCACAUGGCCUCCUCCUACCUGAGCAAUAGGGUCGUGGCUGCUGGCGGUCACGGCCUUGCAAUUCGGGUCAGGAGAGGUCGUAGGUCGGAGGUCGUGCGUCGUGCCAAGCGCAAGCAGGACAAGGAGAGAAAGGGUCUCGGUGCCCUCGCCACCAGACCCAAGGAGGUGUAA